UCGAUCAAAACAAAAUACUAAGAAUCGAUUUUUCAUAUCCAAAGACUCAAAUUAUGCCAAAAAGAAACAAAAGACAAGAAAAGACUGAUGAACAUGAAGGAAGRCCGCCAGGUCUUACACUCGCGAGCUUUGUUCAACUUCCAGAGGACACUUCUAAACCCACCACAAGCACUGCAGACCAUAAGGCCACUCCAGAAGCUAGAUCUUCARUAGAAAGUGAGCCAUGUGAUUCGGACAAGAACGAGGGAUUUGAAAUAAUAGACAGUGCAGCUUCCUCAAAGCCAGUGUAUUAUGUUAGCAAGACUAAGAAAGGCAAGCUGCCACUUUCUUGUGAAAACAGAUCUAAAGGCAAAAAAGUUACUGUGAUAAGCAAUGUUACAGGCGAUGCAAACGCUUUGCUGCAUGAGUUGAAAAAGAGGGCUGGAUGCGGAGGGGUGCUUAGAGAUGGCACYGUUGAGUUACAAGGGGACAGAGUGUUGUUUGUGUCCAAGUUUUUGAAUGGUAGUUCUUGCUUGCAGCCUUAUAAACCCUGACAACAGCAAAGAAUGGCAUUUUAAAAGAAUGGAAUAUGAUGGUACCAAUGAGAGAGAGAGAGAGGCAUUAUUGUAGGCAGUGAAACCAACUAAGUGAUCACAUGAAAGGAGCUGCUAUGAUGCUACAAAGAAUAGGCUAUACAGGACCUGGUAGAAUUGAUAGGCCACUAACUGGGCUGAGCCUUCUUUAUCUGGUAACUCAAUUUCUGUGCUAAAAACACAACUAUACAAAACCUUGGCAGGCACUUCAUAUAUAUCAUUAUCCAUCAGAUAAAAUCCAUACCAAAUAUAUGGAAGAGAUGCAUUUAUCCAGUGGAUACAUGUAACUUUAGCUACCUACCAGCCCCUUUAUCUACAACCAGCCCCUGAGGGGGGAGGGAGUAAAGGUCUUGGAACCAGACUUUCCUGGUCAUAAUGGCUUCACAAGAAUCAGACAAUCAAUGAUUGACAGAUGCAUUYUAACACCUGCAUCACUGUCUGAUUCAAUUACAUGAAUAAAUCAGUAUAGAACUGAUAGCAGAACCAAUUUCAUUCCAUCCUAAAUGUUCUAAACAAUUAAACAUACCACAUUCUCACAGUACCAAUUGUACUUUUAAAACCUGUUAAGUAAUAUAUAAAGUAUGUAUCAUGAAGUUAUACAAGUUUCAGCAGUGCUGCUUAAAUUUCAGAGAAUAAAUUACAAAGUCAACCUUGCCAAUGUGCAGUGUUUUACUAUUUCAAACAGAAAGCAGUGAUACUGUACAAGUAGUUACAGAUCAGGACAAUAAAUAGUAAAUCAUAUAAUCAUUAGACGAAGAGGAAAAAUUAGAAAGUAAUCAAUGAUAAACAAAGAGAAUAAGGGUGCACUGCUUUAUAAUAGCYUAACUAUUGAUUGGAAAGAGUUCUCCCAAGCAAUGCGCAUAGCUUCCUUGAUCUUCUUUGAAAGUCAGUAUUUAUUUAUUUGAUAAUAAACGUUCUUGUUAUUUUCUA
Molecule: messenger RNA, 1502 nt
Organism: Exaiptasia diaphana
Lineage: Eukaryota; Metazoa; Cnidaria; Anthozoa; Actiniaria; Aiptasiidae
Exons: 1
Coding region: 54-533 (159 amino acids)
Biological process (GO): translational initiation; translation
Cellular component (GO): ribosome
Molecular function (GO): translation initiation factor activity; structural constituent of ribosome
Source: RefSeq, a predicted model, not a curated record